AUGUCUUCUACUCCAAUUGCUCCUACUGUCAACUUAGAUGAACCACUGUUAAUUGAUCAACUUAAUGAAAAAAAUGAGGACCAAUCAACCCAAAUCAAAAAAGCACCUGUUAAAAAUGGAGCUAAAUUGAACUCCAAGCAUAAGCCAACAUUGCAAGAUUUCCCACCAUUAGGUAAUUCUUCUAGUAGUGUUCCACAUAAACCUGUUGCUUGGGGCCCAAAUGUUAAACCAUCCAUUGUUUCUAAGACACCCACACCAUCACCAUCUCCUAAUUUUACUUCAGGUAGUACUAGUGUUGCUAAUAGUACUUUUUCGAGUGCCACUUCUUCCUCCUCUGGCGCUGUUCCAAUGAGAUCAAAGAAAAUACAAGAAACAUUUUCUCUAGAUUUACAAGCACAGUUGUCUAUAUCUAAACCUGAAUUUUCUCGUAUUGUUUUGUCUGUCAAACAGGCCAAUGGUGUUUCUGUUGAAUCCACCCUAUCUAAAAACAGUCGUACUUUCUUGAUUAGUGGAGCCCCAGAAAAAGUUCAUGCUGCUAGAAGAGAAUUGGUUAAAAGAUUAACUAAACCAAUUACCACUACUUUCACUGUUCCUAGUAGGACUAGGGCUGCCAUUAUUGGUUCUGGAGGUAAAAAGAUUAAGGAAAUUACCGAGAAGGCCGGUGGUGAUGUCAGAAUUGAUUUGGCCAAUACUGUCAAUGAGGAUUCUUAUGAUGAAGACUUAGAUGACUCUUUUAUUGAUGUGAGUAUCCAUGGUGAUUUUGACAGUGUCACUGCUGCAAAGAAGGAAAUUUUGGACUUGGUUAAUGAAUAUACCAAAAAUGCCACUUUGACUGUUCAGAUUACUGAAAAGUUAGGACCUUUUGUCAAUUUAAAUGAUGUUUCUGGCUUGGCAAAGGACUUGAAAAUCAAUAAAUAUGAUGAGACUAUUGUUGUUUCUGGUUUAAGGGAUGAUGCUAAAAUUGCCAAGGUUUUAAUUACCAAUUACUUAAACUCUUUGAAUGCUAAAAUUGUUCAAAAGAAAAUUGCUAUUCCAAAAAAAUUUCAAUUUCUAAUCAACAAAGACGAGAUCAAGGAAAAAUUCUCUGUUUUGGUUACCUUUAAUACCGAUUCCGAGGACGUUACCUUUACUGGUGUUUCUGAUUCAAUUGAUAAAGCUGUUCAGUUUUCCAGGGAAAACUCGCAGACUUUUGUUGUUGAAACUUUGGAUAUCUCCAAGGCACAUGGUAAAAACUUGGCACAUGCUAAGAACGUUGCUUUGUAUUUUUACAAAUAUGAUUCUGUUUUGCAACCUAUUAGAGAUGCACACAAAAAUGUCAAUAUUUUUUUGCCAACUCCAGCUGAUAUUUUGGAGGCAGCCACCGUUGAUAUUAGAAUGAAUGUAAAAAUGGAGUUUAAAGAAGAAAUUGUUGCUGCCCGUAAAGAUAUAAUUGGGUUGGUCAACGAAUUGAAGCCAUCGUACUUUUUGUCCAUUGCCGAUUUGGAUUAUGAACUAUACCACAAGGAUGUUAAACAUAUUUUGAGUGGUGCUGCCAAAAAAGUUUCUUUUGUUCAAUUAGGGGAUUAUUAUACAGGGAAUGAUACCAUUUUGUUGAUUGCCCAUGUUGAUGCGGAUGAUUUUAGUCCAAGUGAUGAGGAAAUCCAGGGUGAACUAACCCGUAUUAGUACUGAAUUAUUGGAACCAUUACGCAAAAAGCAAGCCAACUUGUCUACUGAAGUUUUGAGUAUUUCCGAUGAAUUACAAGACUCUUUAUUGGCCACUGCUUCCACUGUUACCCGUAGAUUAAUUCUCGAAGAUGUCAAUCAACAUGGUGGACAUGUUCAAUUUAAGUUGCACUUGCCAACUGCAGGCAAGUUGGUUAUCAGGGGUGAUGAAAAAGCUGUUAAGGUUGUUGCCAAGGAUUUGGAAAAGAUCAUGGCUAAUCCAUCCAAGAAGGAAAAGAUUGUUAUUGAAGUUCCAACCAAGGUUGUAUCUAGGCUGAUUGGUAAUAAAGGUUCUAACUUGAACAGCAUUCGUGAUUCUUAUGAUUGUCAAAUCGAUAUCAAUCAAGAUAAUAAUAAUAAGUCCAACAGUGCUGCAACCACUGAAGUGAUUAUCAUUGGUAUGCUAUUUAACAUUGACCAUUGUAAGCAACACAUCUUGGCUGAAGCCAAGAAGUGGAGUGACAUUAUUACGAAGGAAUUAGUUGUUCCAAAUAAGUACCACCGUAGUUUGAUUGGUCCAAGAGGUAUUUAUGCAAAACGUUUACAAGAAAAAUACAAUGUGAAUAUUAAUUUCCCAGAAAAUGGAGAAAUAAUCACCAUUAGGGGUCCAUCCAGAGGUUGUAACAAGGCCUUUGAAGAAUUGAGCGAUUUGUUAGAUUUUGAAAUUGAAAACAGUCACAAGAUCAUUAAAAAGAUCCCUACCAAGUAUGUUAGCAACAUUAUUGGUAAGAAUGGUGAAACUAUCAAGGAUAUUGUGGAUGAAUUUGGCGUUGAACUGAAUUUCUUACAAUCUACAACUGAAGCUAAAGAAAAUGGUGUUGAAGAAGUUGAACUAGAAAUUAUUGGUAACAAGAAAUCCAUCAAGGAUUGUUCUGAAGAUCUUGAUAAAAUGAUUGCCAAGAUUGAUGAUUUCGUUGCAGAGACGUUGGAUGUUGAGCCAAAAUACCGUAAGUUUAUUGUUGGUCCUAAUGGUUCUGUUUUAAAAGAAAUAUUGAGGAAGAGCGGUGGUGAAGAUUUGAGAGGGCCAAAGGUAAUUAAUGUUCCAAACUCCACUUCUGAAGAUUCCGAGGUUAAGAUUCAAGGACCAAAGAACGUUGUUAACAAGAUUGUCAAAGAAAUCAAGAAGAUCAUGGAAGAUGUGAAUAACAGUACCACUAAGACAUUGGACAUUCCACAUGAAAGAUAUGGUGCCUUGAUUGGUCCUGGUGCUAUUACCAGAACUGAAUUGGAAAACACUUUCAAUGUUGUGAUUAAAGUUCCAAGAAGAGAUGAUACUGAUUCGAAAGUUACCAUUUUCGGUUUACCUAAGAACAUUGAAGAGUGUGAAAAGAAGAUUUUCACUGAAAUAAUUGGUGACAAUUAUGAUUUAGAAAUUCAAGUUCCGGCCAAGUACCAAGAUUUUGUUUCUGAACAUGGUGCUUUUAUCCAACUAUUGAGGACUGAAUAUUUUAUCAAUGUUAGACAUGGUAAUUCCAGUACUAAAGUUAGUCAAGCUGUUAAGAAAAGUUAUCCAAUUCCGGCAGAAGAAGUCCGUGGAACUGAGGGUAAAUUUAAGACCACCUUAAAGGAAGAUGUUGUUAUUGACGAAAAUGAUACAGACUUUAUUCCAUGGAGAUUAAAAUAUGAGCCUGUUGAUUUGAGUGAUAUUUUGGGUGAAGAACAUGCUGAUGAUAAGAAAGCCGAUAAGAAUGAAAUUUUAGCACAAGUCCAAGAAAUGAUUAACAAAAGAAUUGAAGAAGCUCCAAAAGCUACUUGGUCUGGUUAUAUAUGGUGUUCUAACCCAAGAGACUUCCCUAAGAUUUUAGGUUUUGGUGGUUCCAACAUUAAAAAGAUAAGAAAGAGUUCUGGUGCGAUUAUCAGUGUUCCAAGAAGAAAUGAUAAAAUUAAUGAUGUUAUAUAUGUUAGGGGUACAAAAGAAUCUGUUGAAAAUGCUAUUAGUUCUAUUAGCAAACAACUAAAAUGA
Molecule: messenger RNA, 3666 nt
Organism: Saccharomycodes ludwigii
Lineage: Eukaryota; Fungi; Ascomycota; Saccharomycetes; Saccharomycodales; Saccharomycodaceae
Gene: SCP160
Product: Scp160p
Exons: 1
Coding region: 1-3666 (1221 amino acids)
Biological process (GO): regulation of gene expression
Cellular component (GO): cytoplasm; nucleus
Molecular function (GO): mRNA binding
Source: RefSeq, a predicted model, not a curated record